CUGUCAGAAUGGACCUUCAUCGUGUGGCCCUGCUGUGCAGCUUUUUCUGCUUUGCGCAGGUUUGGUCCUUGCCAACAAACUGCAUCCUUCGUAAUGACUUACUGAAGAGAUCUUAUACACUGAUAGAGACCGCGGGGGGAUUUUUCCCCGUGCAGUGCCUGAAGGAAAAUGUUGCCAUACCUUUCCCGCAAGAUGCGUUCGAGUCUGACAACACGGAUCAGGUUACUGGUGUUGAAAAGGCUGUUUACCAGACACUUGAAAGUAUUGACGCUUUGUUUGAGAACUACAAUGAUCCAGACCAGUGGGAUGCACAGAAGUGGACUGAGUUUCGAGGCCUCCUGUACCGCCAGAUUACGGACAGCAAAUGCAUCAUGAGCAAGUCUGUAGCUGCACAGGAUUUCGCCAACAGAGAAGCUUCACUCAAGGUUUACUUCCAGACUUUAUCCUCAACUCUGAAAGAAAAGGAUUUCAGUUUUUGCGCAUGGGAAAUUGUCAGAAAAGAGAUUGUCCGCACUCUGAAGUUCAUACUGGAUCACAACCACGACAUCAUGUUAUAAGUUUUCAGAUUUAUAAGUUAGUCCCUAUUUAUUGAUU
Carassius auratus (goldfish) is the source of this 594-nucleotide messenger RNA. RefSeq names its product interferon phi 3 (gene ifnphi3). Bases 9 to 557 code for a protein of 182 amino acids. Gene Ontology annotation, biological process: defense response. NCBI's taxonomy places the organism in Eukaryota, Metazoa, Chordata, Actinopteri, Cypriniformes, Cyprinidae. The record is from RefSeq and is a predicted model, not a curated record. Gene Ontology annotation, cellular component: extracellular region. The transcript is spliced from 5 exons. Gene Ontology annotation, molecular function: cytokine receptor binding.